Messenger RNA from Rhodamnia argentea, 614 nucleotides. Its product is annotated as histone H4. Lineage: Eukaryota; Viridiplantae; Streptophyta; Magnoliopsida; Myrtales; Myrtaceae. Gene Ontology annotation, molecular function: protein heterodimerization activity; DNA binding; structural constituent of chromatin. The transcript has a single exon. The coding region runs from base 96 to 407 and encodes 103 amino acids. The record is from RefSeq and is a predicted model, not a curated record. Gene Ontology annotation, cellular component: nucleosome. Gene Ontology annotation, biological process: nucleosome assembly.
UCCACAGUUUAAAUCCACAGCAGAGGACGGUUUUCCAUUCAAGCGCAUUUUCCGUCUUCAAAAAUUUUCCCUCACUUUCUCGAGAACAAGAGAAGAUGUCGGGCCGCGGGAAGGGUGGCAAGGGGCUGGGCAAGGGCGGGGCGAAGCGCCACCGCAAGGUCCUCCGGGACAACAUCCAGGGCAUCACCAAGCCGGCCAUCCGCCGCCUGGCCCGCCGCGGCGGCGUGAAGCGCAUCAGCGGCCUGAUCUACGAGGAGACCCGCGGGGUCCUCAAGAUCUUCCUCGAGAACGUCAUCCGCGACGCCGUCACCUACACCGAGCACGCCCGCCGCAAGACCGUCACCGCCAUGGACGUCGUCUACGCCCUCAAGAGGCAGGGCAGGACCCUGUACGGCUUCGGCGGCUGAUCCCCCCCGUCAGCUAGGUUUUCGCUUAGACAGGUGCUGGGGAAUUUGGGGCUGUAUAUGGAAGUCUAGGGUUUCUUCUGCCUUGUUGUCUUUAAGGUAAUUUUUAGCUUGGAUUGGGCGAGUCGAAGUGGAUUUUGAUGGUCCUUCUCUCGUGUAGAUCGUGUUUCUUUCGAUUUCCAGUCGAAUUAAUGAAGAUUAGUUUCCCAA